Molecule: messenger RNA, 2049 nt
Organism: Numida meleagris (helmeted guineafowl)
Lineage: Eukaryota; Metazoa; Chordata; Aves; Galliformes; Numididae
Gene: TARS2
Product: threonyl-tRNA synthetase 2, mitochondrial (putative)
Biological process (GO): threonyl-tRNA aminoacylation
Cellular component (GO): cytoplasm
Molecular function (GO): ATP binding; threonine-tRNA ligase activity
Source: RefSeq, a predicted model, not a curated record
CGUGAAGCCGUAGGGGGAGGAUCCCCUCGCCCCGAGGCCGCAACGGCGGAGCCCCGCCCCGGGGAGGGCCGCAGCGUCCGCCCGACGCCGGAAGGGGCGGUUCCAGCCCCGUUAUGCCCUCGGCCGUGCGCGGGGGGCGGUUGCUGCUGGGGGUGUCCCCGCGCCGGUACCGGCCCCACUUCGCCGAGCGGCUGCGGCUCUUCGAGCGGCUGAAAGCGGACCGCGAGCAGCGGGAUGGGGGCGGCGAUGGAAGCGGCGAUGGAAGCGGCCCCGCAGCGGGGACCCCCAUCCGCAUCGCGCUGCCCGGGGGCCGCCUCCUGCCCGGCCGGGCUCUGCGGAGCACCCCGCGCCACGUGGCCGAGCAGCUGGGGCGCCGCUCGGCGGUGGUGGCCCGAGUGAACGGGGCUCUGUGGGACCUGGAGCGGCCCCUGGAGAACGACGCGGAGCUGGAGCUGCUCGACUUCACCGCUCCGGAGGGCCGCGCCGCUUUCUGGCAGUCCAGCGCCUUCGUCCUGGGAGCAGCGGUGGAGCAGUUCUACGGAGCCACGAUUUGCAGUACCGCUGCCACCGAGGAUGGCUUCUUCUGCGACGCCCACAUGGGUGACAGGACGGUGCAGCGCAGCGAGCUGCCGGUGCUGGAGGAUGCCUGCAUGGCCUUCGCCCGCACCCAGCACUGCUUCGAGCGCCUCGAGGCCACACGCGAGGAGCUGGCGGAGCUCUUCAAGCACAACAGCUUCCAGCUGCAGCGAAUUGAGGAGGUGACGUCCUCAACAGCCACUGUCUAUAGGUGCGGCCCAUUGCUCCAGCUCUGCCGCGGUCCCCUCCUCCCGCACACGGGGCUGAUUGGGGCACUGCGCAUCCUGACGAGCUCGGCCGCGUUCUGGCAGGGGCCCUCGGGCCGCCUCUCCUUGCAGCGCGUCGCCGCCAUCGCCUUCCCCAGCACGCAGGAGCUGGAGGCCUGGCAGCAGGCGCAGGACGCGGCUGCGCUCCGUGACCAUCGUCGCAUCGGGAGGGAACAGGAACUCUUCUUCUUCCACACCCUGAGCCCUGGCAGCUGCUUCUUCCUGCCCCGUGGUGCCCACAUCUACAACACCCUCAUUGACUUCAUCAGGAGCGAGUACCAGGCGAGGGGCUUCAGUGAGGUGGUGACCCCCAACAUCUUCAGCCCACGCCUCUGGGAGCUCUCGGGGCACUGGCAGCACUACAGCGCCCACAUGUUCUCCUUCGCCGCCGGCACCGAGACGCUCUCACUCAAACCCAUGAACUGCCCGGCCCACUGCCUGAUGUUCGCCCACCGGCCGCGAUCGUGGCGGGAGCUGCCGCUGCGCCUGGCUGACUUCGGGGUGCUGCACCGCAACGAGCCCCCCGGCUCCCUGACGGGGCUGACGCGGGUGCGGCGCUUCCAGCAGGACGACGCACACAUCUUCUGUGCGCUGGAGCAGCUGGAGGCAGAGAUCGGCGCCUGCCUGGACUUCGUGCGCUCCGUCUACGCCGUGCUGGGUUUCUCCUUCCAAAUGGCGCUGGCCACGCGCCCCGAUGGCUUCCUGGGGGAUGCUGCGACCUGGGACCGCGCCGAGCAGCAGUUGGAGAGGAGCCUCCAAGAUUUUGGGGAGCCCUGGGAGCUGAGUCAGGGGGACGGCGCUUUUUAUGGCCCCAAGAUCGAUAUCCGGAUCCAGGAUGCACUGGGGCGGCAUCACCAGUGUGGCACCAUCCAGCUGGAUUUCCAGAUGCCCGAGAGGUUUGGGCUGGAGUAUGCCAGUGCAGCUGGAGGGACGGCCCGGCCGGUGCUGAUCCACCGCGCGGUGCUGGGCUCCGUCGAGCGCAUGGUGGCCGUGCUGGCUGAGAGCUGCGGCGGCAAAUGGCCGCUCUGGCUCUCCCCGCUGCAGGCGAUGGUGAUCCCGCAGGCACCUGACGCUGAGGGCUAUGCCCGCGAGGUCCAUGCCAUGCUGCGGCAGGACGGUGUGAUGGCCGACCUGGACGCCGAUGCGAGUGCCACACUGGGGAGGAAGAUCCGCCGGGCACAGCUCACCCACUACAACUUCCAGCUGG